AUGAGCUUCAAUGUCUCGUCCGCUGAAACCGAUAGCACUCCUAGCUCGGGCACUCCGUCGACUGUCCCUACUGAGCCUCAGUCGGACGCUGAAGAUGUAGCCCAGAAGUCAGAGGAUAACGGUACUGGCCAUCGACGCCGAGCCUCGACUGUGCUUAUUUCCCAGAACUCCGCCGAUAUGCAACGAGUUCUGCAGAACGUCGGCGCUCCAGGCACGCAGAAGAUCCAGCCGUUGUGCUGUGGCGGUGGAUGCUGCCGUAGCCAGCCCCUGAUCAGAGGUGACGGCCCUGUCUCCGGCGUCGUUGUGACUCCACCUCAGAAUAAGGCCUAUGACGCUCUCGAGUUGAACGUCGAUCUCCUUACCAUGGAUAGUGAACUCACCGAUAUUGUUGACCUUCCAGCAAAGACGGUGUCUUUUGCAGCUAUCCCUGCAUCGGCUGUGGAGAUGCAACUUGGACCGAAGGAUCACCCCCCUCCCUUCGUCCAGCCUCACCCACCGUACAAUGUAUAUCGUGCUCCUCUGCACCACGCGCGAGAACUCACCAAGUCGGGUGCUGAGAAACGGACCUACCAUUUCGAUAUCGACGUGACCGACUAUCCCGCGGAAAGUGGCAACGUGGACUUCGUUGUUGGUGGCGCAAUCGGCGUGUGUCCCAUGAAUAAAGAGGAGGAAGUCGACGAUAUCUUCAACUGCCUUGGAGUUCCCAAAUCGAUCCGUGAUAAGAAGAUCAUAGUGCGCACAAGCACGGGCCGGUGGCCCACUAUCUGGGGUGAUGAGCAAGCCCGUGAAUUGAUCACCACACGCAGGGAGCUCCUGAACUGGUGCUCAGAUAUUCAGAGUUACUCACCGUCGAAGGAACUGUUCCGUCUUCUGGGUGAAUACGCAAGCGAGCCUAACGAGAAGAAGAUUCUCAUGUUCCUCGCUUCAGCUCAGGGCCAAGGCGCCUUCUGUGAUCUCCGUACCGCCUCUCAUGUCUCAGUAUCUCAACUUCUGCACGCAUUCCCCUCUUCCCAGCCGCCUUUGGACCAUCUUCUUUCCGUUCUCAACACUUUAAUGCCCCGUUUCUACUCUCUGUCUCAAGACCCCCUCCUCUCGUCCGCCCAAAAGGGUGGCCAAUCCCGCCGUCUCGUUGAAGUUGCCGUUAGUGUGGCAGAAUCCAAAGACUGGAAGGGCGGGUUGCGAACCGGUGUAGGAUCUGGGUACCUUGAGCGGCUGGCACGGCAAGUUAUGGAGGCGGAGCGUCAGGGCAUCGACCCUUCAACUCUCAACCUUCAUGUCCCCAUGUUCCGGGGCUUGAUGGCUAACCCAUUGGCUAAGCGGUUCCAUUCGGACGGCCCCAUGCUCCUAAUUGGUGCUGGUGUGGGUAUUGCUCCCUUCCGUGGUUUUGUCCAGCGCCGUUUGCAGUCAGCCAACUGUGCCAACAAGGUGUGGGUUCUGCAGGGUGUGCGUGAUUCCCUCCUGGACGAACUCUACCGCGGCGAGUGGGGCGUCGAUGAGGAAAAGGUACGAACUGUGGUUCAGAGCCGUCGUGGUGAGAGCAGAUACGUCCAAGAAGAGGUCCGUCAUCAGGCCGACCUGGUCUGGUAUGUGAUCAACGCACUGGACGGACGCGUCUUUGUCUGCGGUAGCGGCAAGGGCAUGGGCGAGGGUGUUGAGGCUGCUCUGGUUGACGUGGCUAUGGCCAAGGGUAACCUGAACGAAGAGGAGGCCAAGUUGUUCUGGGACAACAAGAAGGAAGCUGGCCAGUACAUUGCUGAAACUUGGUGA
This is a messenger RNA of Aspergillus oryzae RIB40, 1767 nucleotides long. RefSeq names its product FAD binding domain protein. Gene Ontology annotation, biological process: homocysteine metabolic process. Bases 1 to 1767 code for a protein of 588 amino acids. The record is from RefSeq and is a predicted model, not a curated record. Gene Ontology annotation, cellular component: cytosol. Gene Ontology annotation, molecular function: [methionine synthase] reductase (NADPH) activity; flavin adenine dinucleotide binding; FMN binding. The transcript is spliced from 2 exons. NCBI's taxonomy places the organism in Eukaryota, Fungi, Ascomycota, Eurotiomycetes, Eurotiales, Aspergillaceae.